AUGAACCUUGUCAAUGAUGGCUGGGCCGGGCAAAGAGAUUUGGUUUCUCCGUCUUAUUCGCCCCAAAUAACCCCGGACAUCCCUAGUUCUAGUAGCAGCUCUUCUAGCAAUAUCCAGCUCAAGAAAAGGAACAGGAUCUCGUUUGUCUGUCAGAACUGCAGAAAAUCGAAGAUGAAGUGUGAUAGAGAGAAGCCGGAAUGUACAAGGUGUCUCAAACAAGGUAUCAAGUGUGUCUACGACGAGGAGAGGCAACCGAGACCGAGAAUCCCGAAUAAGGAUGCCACGAUUGCGAAGCUCGAGAGAGAUGUCAAGUACUGGCAAACCAAGGCAAUGAAGCUGCUAGGUCAGCAACAGGAUCAGAUCACCAAGAAGAGAACGUUUACGGCAAUGGAGGAGCAAAACGUAUCCACCGAUGUGUUCAAUAAGGUGACUGCGAAGACGCGAAACAUCGAGACUAAUGACGACGAUUCCUUGGACGAUAUCGAAAUUAACCUUUACAAAGAACAUCCAAAGCUGAUAUUCAGUAAAGUUAUGAAACACGAUGUCAAACCACUGUCCGAAAAUUACGUCAUCACUCAGGACAAAUUCAUCGCAUCAUGCAUUGCAUCCGUGUUUAUAUCUCCGGCGCAAAACACAAUGAUACCAGCUCUGACAGCCAACGCAAACAUCGCGAGGGCACAGCCUUCGGUACGCGAUAACGUCCUGAAAUUGAAAAGCGUGCUAAUGGCCGAAUGUACAGAUCCAGAACAGCGUGUACGGAUCGACGACUUCACUGAUAGAAUAUUACAAAACACAAACUCAUCGCGCAAUUUAAAGAUUGGGAUGAUUUUGUCUAUGCUUUACAACACCGUUGGGCGCCAAUUUUUGGAGGAUCGUUGCAGCGGUGAGUACAGCGAGUUGUUGCAAUCUUUCAUUCAGGAGUUCGAAACGAUUCUUCCUCCAUUCGAAGUGAUUCAAAAAUACAAAACCCACUUCUGCGAAUACAUCUUCCCCAACUUGCCCUUCUUGCAAAGGGAGAUGUUCGAAGAGUCCAUUCAAAAAACAUUAUUUCCUGAUCCAGAAAAUCCUACAAAGAUAAAGUUAAACCUAGGGAAUACACAUUUAAGAGAAAAAAUCGAAAACUUGAGCACAUUACUGGUGAUCUUAAAACUAUCAUACAUCUCAUUACGAUACAUUAUCCAUAGUGACGAUGAUCCCCGUACCAAUAGCGGCAACAGUACUUAUGUCACUAACGAAGAAUUGCGUAGAUACCCGAUAACAAACGAUGCCAUACUUCUGGCCCAGAGAUGCUUGGCAUCGGAGAACUGGUGUGCUUGCGCCAACGAAAAUAUCAUAACAUGCCUGUUAUAUAUAUGGUCGUUCUUCGCGUUUUCUCCGGAAGAGGGUGAUCUUUUCUUGGAGCACCCUACAGAUAUCAUAUCCAGUCUCAUCAUGAUGCUUUCCACAUCGAUUGGGUUGCAUAGGGAUCCUGACGAUUUCCCUCAACUAAGAGAUCCAAGUUUAUCGGAUAAGAGAUCACUUAACCAAAGACGGCUCUUGUGGGUUUCGGUGGUUGGUAUUUGCUCUUUUGAGUCUACCCUCAAGGGCCGACACCCAUUGUUGGCAUCUGACUUGAUGUGUUCGUUUCUGAGCACCAGUGCCCCAAAUAGUGUCAAGCAUUAUAUGGAGAAGGUGUCUAGAGAUCUCGUUGGGGAGAAUAAUGAAACCUUGCUGAAAAUCCAUGAAUUCACCGUUAAGAGGGCGGAAUUAUCGUUACUUCUAUCUGACCUUGAUAAUUUGACAAUGUCAUAUAAUAACACCUUCUCGUUAAGGUUUCUAGAGCUUUCAAGAGAAAAGAUUGAAAUAUUCGUGGAAGAAAAUUUCCCCCUCUUAGAAUUGGAUAAAUCCACGAAAAGAAAAGGUAAGGGUUCCAAGUUCCCACAGGAAGAUAUUGCAUCCAAGUUGAAUUUCUUGGCUACUCAGAAUUCGAAUGCUUUGCAAAGCAGAAUUAUUGCCAAACUGAUGUUCUUGCGAGCAUCCGUUGCAGUUUUCCUUCAUUUUGAGGUUAAGGUGCUAGAGGAUGAAAGUUUUUUGCCAUAUUACUACAAGUACUUUAUCCAAACGUGUGUUGACGCUUUAAAUUUAGUGAAAUUCUUCAAUGACUUUUUUGCUGGCAGUUAUUCCGACUUUGUAUAUAAAUCCACGAAUUACAACGUCACAAAGGUUAUUCAGCUGGCUUUGCCAUCGGCAUUGUUUUGCUUGGUUGGGAUGAUAUUAAGAGUAAAUGCUGCCAGCGACUCCGUAUUCGCUGCAUACCAAGGGUACAAUAAGAAGGGUGGUGCAAAUACUAUGCCCGCUGAGAAGUCGGCAGAAUUGAACGCAUAUUUUGAGCGUAUCACCUUUUUGCAAGGUGAAUUGGAAAGCUCGCUCCAAUACAUCUACAUUUUUUCCUCCAAAUACCUCAGAUUCAACUACUUUUCAAUCUUCAAGCUAUUUGCUGUUUUCGAUGUCAUACUGCAGAGAGUGAGUAUCGGUAAAUUGUGGUUGAGUAUCUACAAAAUGGCACAUACCAAAAAUCUGCACUCUCGUAUUGUGAAAAACUUGAGAAUGACGCUAGGUGUUCAACUGGAUAAAGGUGAGGAUCUUGUAAAAGAGUUGAAACAGAGAAACCAUUUGAAUAAAAUGUCUAUAAAUGACCUAACAAAGUUGUGCCAGGAAGUUCACAACAUAUUCGAAACAAUGGCUAAACCUAUGGAGAAGGAGGGUACGUAUAUGAGUUCUAUGUCACCGACAUUUGCCCCUACGGGUGAUAAGCAAAAGGAAAAUAAUAAUUACUCUGCUGGGAACAACGAGAAUGAUGGUGGAGGAAUAUUCUUUGAGAGAAAGUACCCAAACGGCGUCUCUGAUUCGAGAGAAUGCAGAAAUGGGUCUCUUGAAUCUAAAUUUAAAUUGGAAGAAGAGCCUGGGGUGGGCUCGCGCUCUUCUCAAAUGUUCGCACCUUUCAGUUACAUUUCGGCUUUGAAUAACCUACAAAAGCUGUCCUCUGCUGCAACAUUAUCUCAGAAUCUGGAUUUUCAAACCAAAUUAAAAAAAAAUAGAAUGAGACUAAUAUUAUGGACCAUACGAAAAAUAGCUAAACCUAGUGGGCAACCCAUGGAUGUUCAUGAUGUGAGUAACAACGGCAACCUAUCUAGCCAGGGUUUUAAUAAACUGCAUCCUGGUAAUGUACAAAGGCAGGCGUAUUCUGAUAGGGGUCCGCUUGAGAACUUCAGCCAUGGAAACACCAAUUUAGGUGGUAAUAUGGGCAGUAACAGUGUCUUAAACAAUUAUAUGAAGGGUAAUGAAGAAGCUGUGCCAACAGAAUAUUCGGCCUUCUUUGGAGGGCUCGAUCUUUUCGACUAUGACUUCUUUUUUGGUAGCGAUGUUCCUUAA
Messenger RNA from Huiozyma naganishii CBS 8797, 3411 nucleotides. It is a transcript of the gene OAF1, whose product is annotated as oleate-activated transcription factor OAF1. Bases 1 to 3411 code for a protein of 1136 amino acids. Gene Ontology annotation, biological process: positive regulation of transcription by RNA polymerase II. The record is from RefSeq and is a predicted model, not a curated record. The transcript has a single exon. Gene Ontology annotation, molecular function: zinc ion binding; DNA-binding transcription factor activity, RNA polymerase II-specific. Gene Ontology annotation, cellular component: nucleus. Lineage: Eukaryota; Fungi; Ascomycota; Saccharomycetes; Saccharomycetales; Saccharomycetaceae.